CUAAACUAUUUCAUUAUUCCAAUUUCAUCCCUCCACCAACUCCUUAAUUUUUUUUGUUCUUGACUUUCUUCCGCACCAACCCUUCCAUUGUCUCUUGUAAACUCUCAAAUUUUUCUUCCCUUGCUAUUAUUUUGCUGAAUUAUUUUAUAGCAAAGAUAAAAAUCACUGGGCGUACUUUGUUUACUUUAUUGAUUUUAAUGCAGGGUAAUUGUUGUUUAGAGGUGGGUAGUAAUUGUUAAAAAUUAAAUUGUAAUUGGGAAUCUCGUUUUUUUGGAUUGAUAAACUAGAAUUGGGGUUGUUGGAAUUUGUAAUACCUUAGCUAUGGAGGCACAGAUUCUUCAGAGCAUUGGAACUUUUCAGUGGGUAGAUUCAGAAAAAUUGUUGAGGAAACCGAGUGGAUUUAUCCAGGUUUCUCAAAGAAUUAAGGAAAAUAAUGGGGUUCGAAUGUUCGUGACGGUUCAGUCAAAUAGAAGAACUUCAACUCAUCUUAAACCAAUUUUGAAGGUCUCGAGUUCUUUGAAUAAUUCUGCAGAUUCCAUGCUAGUAUCUGGUGGCUGUCCUGCUUCUCUGGACGAGUCCUUGAUUCUGAAGCACAAAGCAGCUGAGAUAGAGCAAUAUCUUAAUGGACGUUGCAUUUACCUUGUUGGUAUGAUGGGCUCUGGGAAAACAACUGUUGGCAGGGUUUUGUCAGAUGCACUUAAUUAUUCAUUUUGUGAUAGUGACUUAUUGGUGGAGCAGAAUAUGGGGGGAAUGUCUGUUGCAGAAAUUUUUAACCAAUGUGGAGAAGGCUUAUUUCGUGACAAAGAGAGUGAUGCAUUAAAGGAGUUAUCUAUGAGGAAUCGGUCGGUUAUUUCCACGGGUGGAGGGGCCGUAAUACGGCCCAUAAAUUGGAAACACAUGCGAAAAGGUGUUAGUGUUUGGUUAGAUGUACCGUUAGAUUGCUUAGCACGGAGAAUUUCUGCAGUCGGAACCAACAGUCGUCCUCUGUUGCAUGGUGACUCUGGGAAUGCUUACUCUAAGGCUUUGACACGCUUAUCGACACUUUUAGAGAAGAGGGGCGAAGCAUAUGCGAAUGCUAAUGCUCGAGUUUCUUUGGAAUAUAUUGCAAUGAAACUAGGGGAUGUAAAUGUAGAUAAUCUUACUCCAGGUGUAAUUGCAUUAGAGGCACUUGAACAAAUCGAGAGUUUUCUUAAGGACGAUGAUUAUGCUGUAUAAAAAACCACUUCAAUUAUCCUGCUGUACAUGUUAUUUCUGCAUUCUAUAUUCUGUUCAUCGUGUUAAAGCAGGUGCACACACUUCAUAAGCCAAAAGGAAACCAUCCUAAAACCAUAUGGUAAUGGGUGGAAGGGCUCUAAUGACACACCAUCUAUAAUCCAUCGAUGUGGGACAAACUGUUCCAACACCGUCAGUAUAGCAUCAAUGUAAUAGUAUAUGUUAUUCAGUAGGAUGACAUACAUAUAGUUUUUGUGUUCAUUUCCGAAUACUUUGUUAGAGAAAUAAGUUUGAAAUUUUGAUUUUUUUGGUUGAUGUUAUCGUACUCUCCCCUUGUGAUGCCAUAAUUAAUAUUGGUUUGUUAA
Messenger RNA from Amaranthus tricolor (Joseph's coat), 1577 nucleotides. RefSeq names its product shikimate kinase, chloroplastic. Gene Ontology annotation, molecular function: shikimate kinase activity. The transcript has 10 exons. Gene Ontology annotation, cellular component: chloroplast. The record is from RefSeq and is a predicted model, not a curated record. NCBI's taxonomy places the organism in Eukaryota, Viridiplantae, Streptophyta, Magnoliopsida, Caryophyllales, Amaranthaceae. The coding region runs from base 322 to 1215 and encodes 297 amino acids.